Phanerochaete carnosa HHB-10118-sp is the source of this 579-nucleotide messenger RNA. RefSeq lists its product as uncharacterized. Bases 1 to 579 code for a protein of 192 amino acids. The record is from RefSeq and is a predicted model, not a curated record. NCBI's taxonomy places the organism in Eukaryota, Fungi, Basidiomycota, Agaricomycetes, Polyporales, Phanerochaetaceae. The transcript has a single exon.
AUGCCUGGUGCUACUCAUAAUGUCAUGCAAGUAGAUGACUCAGAUGUGAUCACCCAGCUGCACGCCCAGAUUCAAGCUCUGGCACAGAACAACAACAACCCCAGGGUUGGCUAUGAAGAAUGUUUGAAGAGUCAAGUUCAAGCUGCUCAUAAUCGUAUCCUCCUUGAAGCUGCCCACCUUUCUCAAAAGAAAAAGAAGGUUGACGCCGCUAGGCCAGACACCUUUGAUGGUUCUGAGUCUAAGCUUGAUGCCUUCCUUCAUCAACUUUGCCUUGUCUUCUGGGCUGACACCAAUGUCUACCAAGAUGAAGAUGAUCAUAUCACCUAUGCCCUGUUCUAUAUGAAGGCUGGCCAAGCUCAAGCUUGGGCUAGACGCUUUAUGAUGCAACAUGGAAUGGAUGGUACCUACAUGUAUAUCUCUUGGCAAGACUUUGAAGAGAUGUUGAAGAUUUUAUUUGGUGCUGCUGAUCCCACUGUCAAUUCAGUUGACAAGCUGCAGCAGAGAUCCAUGAGUGCUGACGAGUACAUUGUCGCCUUUGAAGAAUAUAAGUCCUAUAUUCAUGGAAUGACAAGGCACUGA